CUCCUCUACUUUCUACAUUUGGAAUGCUAGCUAGCAAGCAAGCAAGCAAACGCAAUCCCCAUUUCUUCAUCUUCAAGAUUAAUUUGUGCACCCAACACAUACAAAACCUUCAAGUUUUCUUCAUCAUCAUAUCCCAUCUCCCGCUUUUUCGCUGCCAUCCAUGAUGUUUCGUCUGCUGUGUCGUUUCUAUAAAUCCAUCGCACCCCGUUGUUGAAUUCAAAAAGCACUUUGAAUUUUCAAUGGUCGUGUUUGAGUGGUGAAAUUUCAGUUUUUUUUUGGUUGGAAUGGCGGUUGAGCUCUGUUCGGAAGAUUCGAGGUCGAUAAUCAUGAGUCCGAGAAUAUCGUUUUCCGGGGAUGUGUCGCCGGCCGAGGAUGUUCCUGUGAAUCAACGGAACAUGCGAGUGAGUUCUUCAUCGUCGAGCAUAGAUUUCGAUUUUUGUGUUUUAGACUAUGAAUCCUCGUCGGCGGAUGAGCUUUUCUUGGACGGCAAAAUUCUCCCCAUUGAGAUCAAGAGAAGAAAUUUAAGGCCGCCACCACCGCCGCCGACGGCGCCGGCGCCACCGCAUCCUCAUCCUCCGCUGCCGCAAGACGACGGCGCUGAAAGGAAGCAGAGUUCGAAGCCAUGGAGAUUCCGGCGGAGUUCCAGUUUGAGUUGUGGGAGUGGAGCUCUGUGCCCUUUGCCUCUCUUAUCACGAAGCAAUUCCACCGGAUCUUCUUCUCCGAUCACAAAGGAGAGUUUCAAUUCAAAACCGCAUUACAAGAAAUUUUCUUCUUCCUCGAUCAAACAGUCGCACUCUGUGAUCUCUGCUACUCAUUAUCAAAAGCCUCCGGUGAAGAAAUUCAUGAGUAACGGUGGGAUCAGGAUAAACCCUGUCUUGAAUAUCCCGCCGGCGAGCCUCUUCGGUUUAAGCUCCAUCUUUUCCGGUGGCAAGGAUAAGAACAAGAAGAAGUUCUCAUUGUUUCAUUAAUUUUUCUUUUUUCUUGCCCAGGGUUUGUCCAAUUUUUGUUUCUUCAAGUGAGUUCUAUCUCAAAUUGCUGUAUAUAUAAAUUUGCAUUGCACAAA
Ipomoea triloba (trilobed morning glory) is the source of this 1063-nucleotide messenger RNA. RefSeq lists its product as uncharacterized. NCBI's taxonomy places the organism in Eukaryota, Viridiplantae, Streptophyta, Magnoliopsida, Solanales, Convolvulaceae. The record is from RefSeq and is a predicted model, not a curated record. The transcript has a single exon. The coding region runs from base 285 to 968 and encodes 227 amino acids.